This is a messenger RNA of Quercus robur (English oak), 2773 nucleotides long. Its product is annotated as protein ALTERED PHOSPHATE STARVATION RESPONSE 1. NCBI's taxonomy places the organism in Eukaryota, Viridiplantae, Streptophyta, Magnoliopsida, Fagales, Fagaceae. The transcript has 4 exons. Bases 531 to 2447 code for a protein of 638 amino acids. The record is from RefSeq and is a predicted model, not a curated record.
ACAAGCUCAAAUAAAAAUAAAAAUAAAACCACUGGCCCUCUGCCCAACACUCAUUGCUCCUGACACCUCUCAAAACUGUUCUGUUUCUCUCACUGUUCCUUCACCACCACCAUCCCCACCCAAGUACUCAUAUCAACCAAACCAAACUAGCAUUGUCUGUACUUUACUUCUCUAGAGAGAGUUUUCUAGAUUCAUACUUCAUAGUACCUACUUGGAAGAGUGAUUUGAAGAACCCAGAAAGUUGAAAAAACAAAGGUUUGUUUGGUAACUCUGAAGCUGAUUUUUUUGGCUCAAAUUGAAAAACUUGAGUCACAAUCAAACACAUCAACAUGAAGGACCCGCCGUUUAUCAAAGCUUCUAAGGGCAAAGUAACAGUUCUCUCCUCGUCAAAGUAAGGUAAAAACACUAAACCUUAAAAAAUAAAAAAGAUCUGCCUUUUAUUUUUUUGAAGGCAUUUCUUUUACUUUUGGUUCCAAAAUCUCCAAACUCAAAGAGAGUGAAGAAGCUUGAUCUAUCAGAAGAAGAAGAAAAUGGGUUGUUGUUAUUCGAGAAUAGAGAGAGAAGAGAUCGUGUCAAGGUGCAAAGCAAGAAAAAGGUACAUGAAACAACUGGUAAAGGCAAGGCAAGCAUUCUCAGCAACACACAGCAUGUACCUCCGUUCACUUCGUAGUACUGGUUCAGCUCUUCUCCAGUUCGCCAAUGCCGAAACCAACCUCCACCACCACCACCACCACCACAACAACUACCACAUGCAACCACUUCUUCCUUCUCCGCCGCCGCAGACUCCGGCGCCACCUCCGCCUCCUCCACCUCCAAUGAGUCCCGGCUCCGACACCUGGACAUCAAUGACUGCCUCGCCAGCUCUACCUCCGCCGCCGCCGCCGCCUCCUCCGCCUAUGGCGUCGACUUCCACGUGGGAUUUCUGGGACCCAUUUGUGCGGUCCGUGACGGAGGAGGAGGAGUGGGAUGAGGCCACCACGAUGGCUUCGGAGGCGGUGGCUACCACGACGGGCAUUGGGGCAGCGAGUACCACGCCGCCACCUUCGGUGGUCAGUGGUUUUUCUAAGGACACUACCGCGAGUGAGCUUGCUAUGGUGGUGUCAAGGAAUAGUAAAGAUCUUGUUGAGAUUGUGAAAGAGCUUGAUGAGUAUUUUCUCAAAGCUGCUGAUGCUGGUGCCCAAGUCUCAAUCCUCUUGGAAGUUUCAAGUUCUAUUAGCUAUUCAUCUCAGAGUAAAGGAGGAAAAGUUUAUAACUAUGGGUGUAAUUUGAGUCCAUCGACGUGGACAUGGAAUUUGAGUCCAAAAUCAAAUGGUUUUGGGAAGUUGGGUGAGGAAAUGCUUGGAAGUAGUGUUGCAAGCGGGGCUAUUGUCAGUAACAGCCAUUGUUCAACUGUGGAGAGACUAUACGCUUGGGAGAAGAAAUUGUAUCAGGAAGUCAAGACUGCUGAGACCUUAAAGAUAGAGCAUAAGAAAAGGGUGGCACAUCUAAGGAAGCUAGAGUUGAAGAGGGCUGACUAUGUGAAGACUGAGAAGACCAAGAAAGAGGUUGAAAAGUUAGAAUCACAAAUGAUGGUUGCUUCCCAAGCCAUAGAGUCCACCUCUUCUGAGAUCAUCAAAUUAAGAGAAACCGAACUGUAUCCACAACUGAUUGAGCUUGUCAAAGGGUUAAUGUGCAUGUGGAGGAGCAUGUAUGAGUGCCACCAAGUCCAAACCCACAUAGUUCAGCAGCUGAAAUACCUCAAAACCAUCCCAUCAACUGAAGCCACAUCCGAGAUUCACAAACAAUCAACUCUCCAGCUUGAGCUUGAAGUCCAGCAAUGGCACCAGUCCUUUAGCAACCUGGUCAAGGCCCAAAGGGAUUACAUCCAGUCCCUUGCAGGCUGGCUCCGACUUAGCCUCUUUCAAAUCAGCAAAAAUCCACUAUCCAGAACUUCUGAGGAAUCCAAAAUUUACUCACUUUGUGAAGAAUGGCACAUUGCAGUUGAGCAUAUUCCAGACAGGGUGGCAUCUGAAGGGAUUAAGAGCCUCUUAACAGUAAUCCACGCCAUUGUAGUUCAACAAGCGGACGAGCAUAAGCAAAAAAAGAAGUCAGAAUCUGUAUUUAAAGAGCUUGAGAAGAAGGUCACUGAGCUUAGAUCACUCGAGUGCAAGUAUGGUCCAUAUUCCAUGGCAGAAUCCUAUAGCACUACAAGUGGCAAGGACCCAGUUGCAGAUAAGCGAGCAAAGGUGGAAAUAUUGAGAGCAAAGGCAGAGGAGGAGAAAACUAAGCAUGAAAAAUCAGUUGGUGUAACAAGGGCAAUGACACUGAAUAAUCUUCAGAUGAGCUUUCCGCAUGUGUUUCAAGCCGUAGUUGGAUUUUCUAGCGUGUGUAUGCAAGCAUUUGAAUCAGUAUACAACAAAGCCAAAAGCGCCGGUGAGGAGCUUGAUGUGAAGAGGAUACUAGGUUGAGAGAAGACCAGAUUUAGGAAAAAUGACAGCAGUGGUUUUUGUAUAUAGAAGUGCAUCCUUUUGGUUUUGGCUAGACAAAAGUGAACUCCAUAAGAUUUUCAGGAUUCUCCUCCUUUGCAAAUCCAUUCGGCCCAGAUUUAAUUCAGAGCUGAGACUUUUAGUAAUUUUUCUAGGCUUGAAGACUUUGGUGUUUGUCCAGUGGUUCAGUUAAGUUUGAUACACAAUAUUUGAAAGUUUGAAUGUAAUUUAGCUAGGAGUUUUCAAUUAGAUUUUAUACCUUCGUUUUGUCUUUGUCAUAGGAAAGCGUUUGGAUGCUUUUGGUUUUA